AGCGUUCUUCCCCUGUUCAUACAUCCUUCACUUUUCUGAGAGAAAAUAGAUGCAUGGUUGGUAGCUAGCUCUACAUUUGGAUUUUGCGCUCCCUCUCGAUCGCUACUUAUUCAGGGUCGUUUGCGCCAGCACACACUUUCCUCGCAGACGACAGAGCACAGGUGACGUGGUGACUCGUGUACUAUGUAUGUCCCCAGCGAAUAAGACGAAUAAACAGGAGGACCCACCCAUUCCUUGUCUCAAACUAAAACUUGUCUCCCUCGAGAAAGGAGUAGUGUUCCGUAGACCGAUCAGUAAAAAGUAAACACAGGCGCUGAACCAGGUAUUGGUUAGCGGUAGCAAGAGUGCACCGUGCGGUGGUCAUGGCCGAGGAGAGCAUAGAGCGUGUGAUUUGGCAGACGAAAACCUUGCAGCCAGCGCAGUGGAGAGAUGACUGGGCGUUGACUAGCACGGGUGUUGGGCACGCUUACACCGCGGCACAGGAUCGCGAUGUCACAGCAAUCAAACGAACUACCCAGUUCCCACUGCCACCCGUGCUGCGUGAUCAGGAGAGUCGCUCGACAGGCCAGGAGUACUUGACGACGACUGGCACGUAUCACUCGUACCAGCCGCUGGACACGGUGGUGGCUCACCCGGAGAACAGCCGCGCAGCGCCGUGCUACAAGACACAUCACAACGAAGGCUUUACCUACAGACUGAAAGGCCGGCCAUGGCGCGAACCCUUGUCUAUUGAGCACCAGCGAACUGAGAAACAGGACAAGUACCGGGGUGAGCGAGCAAAACCGCUCGUCAACAGCGAAUUCGGCACAGACCUCCGGCCCCUGAAUCUAGCACAUCAUCAUGGGAAUCUCCCACUGAAGCUCAUGAAUCCGACGGAGCCCAAGGACGAAUUAAUAACAUCGGGGACCAAGCCACAUGAAGGUGGCGUAAUGAAUGCUGGUGAAGAGUUUAUGACGACGUCCAGACAGGUGCAUCACAAGUUCACAAGGAAGCAGCAACUUGAGCUGCCUUGUCCCGACCAGGCAACGGUGUACCAUUGUCAACAGUAUCCUAAGGCAUGGGGGCACAGCUCGCAAAAGCCCGCGAUGAGCCUACAUCAAGUCCCAGAAGCUCGGGGCUUAGAGAUGAUGGACUCCAUGACUUUCAAGCAUCGCUGCCAUAACAUCAUGCCAAGUUACAUGCUGCCACCUGUACCGAACAGUGGGGUUACCACUAUGAAAAGUAGCUACCGUCGGCCCAGUGAAGAAACGAUCAGAUCUACGCACCAGAGGCCAUUCAACAGGUUGCACCACCUUACUGCCCCAGUGGAGUUUGAAAUACCUAUGGCGCCACAGAUGUACAAGUCUGGAAAUACCAUGUAUGGCACUGCACCGUUUUAGAAACUGUCACCUACUCAGUGGUGCCAGUGUCGACUGGCCCCAGAUUGGACUGCUUCAGUAUGGCCAUCAUUCUAUGUCGCUGAUGAAGAAUCAAGACCUUUCUGUAAAGUUGUCAUCAUCGAUCUUUCUUGUUACGAAUGUCGGUUAGCCCGACCAAGACAAGGUGUUGUACAUGUGGCUGCGCUUGUGUCUCUUUGUUGGUACAUGCGGUUGCACGUGUAGACCCGUGACGACAAAGGUGUUGACCAUAUUUGAAGCCUCGGUUCUUGUCUUGAUCUCAAGUUUUUCUGGAUGAUGGUUGUUUGGUCAAUGAGCUUUGUUCUAUUUGACUUCAUACUUCCUGCACAUGUCUCAUGUCGCCCUUUUUUCAUAUUGCCGUCCGACUAGUUAUCCCAGAUGAUGUCACUGCCAUUGAGUCUUAAAUUUUUUUAGAGACCUUGUACAUCCCUUAUGUGAAUUUGCAAUCACAGUGUUAACCCUACGUGCCACCACGUUUUGAAUCAUUCAAUGAUUACACGGAAACCA
This is a messenger RNA of Sycon ciliatum, 1904 nucleotides long. RefSeq names its product stabilizer of axonemal microtubules 3-like. The coding region runs from base 363 to 1379 and encodes 338 amino acids. NCBI's taxonomy places the organism in Eukaryota, Metazoa, Porifera, Calcarea, Leucosolenida, Sycettidae. The transcript has 8 exons. The record is from RefSeq and is a predicted model, not a curated record.